UCGCCUGGAAGGUCACCUCUCCAGUGUUUGAGUGUCUGAAGCCGUUGGCUGCUCCUGAACCGUUUGGCUCUUUCUCCACUAGCAAACAGCCCCACAAUGUACCUCAAUCGCUCUUAAAUCUAUUUUUAAACGGUUUUAUUCCGCUCCACGCCGAUGCGAACGGGACCGGACUCUUGUUUGGGAAUUUAUCUGACGAUCUGCCACCUCAAAGCAGCUUUAUAACGCUUUGUUUGAGCACUAUUUGACAAAAUAGUCGAGGAGGAGGAAAUUCCACACAAGCAGUGAAAGGCAGCCCUCGCGCUCAUCCGGGUAUUAAAACUGUAGAGAUUCCUCCGCUGCUAAGGGUUCACAUUGGAGCAAGACCUGAUCACAUGGUGCUGAGACACUUGGGUUGGAUCCUUAAAAAGCGUUUGCCUUGCGGAAAUAGAGCUGAUAGUGUGGCUAGUGUCCUGUGUGCUGACCUCAUGGUGUAAGCAGGUGUGAAGAUGAGUAUUAGCAGCGAUGAGGUCAACUUCCUGGUGUAUAGAUACCUGCAGGAGUCAGGGUUUUCCCACUCGGCCUUCACAUUCGGCAUUGAGAGCCACAUCAGUCAGUCGAACAUCAACGGCGCCCUAGUGCCCCCUGCUGCCCUGAUCUCCAUCAUCCAGAAGGGCCUGCAGUACGUGGAGGCUGAAGUCAGCAUCAAUGAGGACGGCACGCUGUUCGAUGGGCGGCCAAUUGAAUCUUUGUCAUUGAUUGACGCGGUGAUGCCCGAUGUCGUACAGACCCGGCAGCAGGCGUACCGAGACAAACUCGCCCAGCAACAGGCCGCCGCAGCGCCCUCAGCAACCAGCGCCAACAUGCAGGGUAACGCCAAAAACGGAGAAAACACCGCAAACGGAGAGGAGAACGGUGCUCACGCCUUACCUAAUAACCAUGCAGACAUGAUGGACGUAGACGUGGACGUGGAGAUCCCUCAGAAUAAAGCCAUGGUGCUGAGAGGUCACGAGUCAGAGGUCUUCAUUUGCGCCUGGAACCCCGUCAGUGACCUCCUCGCCUCCGGGUCUGGAGACUCAACGGCGCGCAUCUGGAAUCUGAGUGAGAACAGCAGUAGUAGCUCCACACAGCUCGUCCUGAGGCACUGCAUACGGGAAGGUGGCCAAGACGUGCCCAGCAACAAAGACGUCACAUCGUUAGACUGGAACAGUGAAGGUACACUAUUAGCCACAGGCUCCUAUGACGGCUUCGCAAGAAUAUGGACUAAAGAUGGUAAUCUGGCCAGUACCCUGGGUCAACAUAAAGGUCCAAUAUUCGCAUUAAAAUGGAACAAAAAAGGAAACUUUAUCCUCAGCGCUGGUGUUGAUAAGACAACAAUCAUUUGGGAUGCUCACACAGGGGAAGCCAAACAACAGUUCCCGUUUCAUUCAGCGCCCGCUCUGGACGUGGACUGGCAGAGUAACAACACGUUUGCCUCCUGUAGCACAGACAUGUGCAUCCACGUGUGCAAACUGGGCCAGGACCGACCCAUUAAGACAUUCCAAGGACACACAAAUGAAGUUAAUGCAAUCAAAUGGGAUCCGACUGGUAACCUGCUGGCGUCGUGUUCUGAUGAUAUGACUCUUAAGAUCUGGAGUAUGAAACAGGACACUUGUGUUCAUGAUUUGCAAGCUCACAGCAAAGAAAUCUACACUAUCAAAUGGAGCCCCACAGGUCCAGGAACCAACAACCCCAAUGCCAAUCUAAUGCUGGCCAGUGCUUCCUUCGACUCCACUGUUCGGCUUUGGGAUGUAGAUCGAGGCAUCUGCAUCCACACACUAACCAAACACCAGGAGCCCGUGUACAGCGUGGCCUUCAGCCCUGACGGACGCCAUCUAGCCAGCGGCUCUUUUGACAAAUGUGUCCACAUCUGGAACACGCAGACUGGUGCUUUAGUCCAUAGCUACAGGGGGACAGGGGGCAUUUUUGAAGUUUGCUGGAACGCAGCAGGAGACAAAGUAGGAGCAAGUGCGUCGGACGGCUCCGUUUGUGUAUUAGAUCUGCGGAAAUAGCGCUGCUUGCUGGAAGCCAUGGACCGACUAUGAAUGUGUACAUAGCCAAAAUGACUGUCCCUGACCCUCAAACUCCUACAGUCCCUAGUGAACCAUGGCCAGCCACUACAGACAAACAAACACGAGCACCCUGACGCCACAGGCCGAGCCGAGAGGAUGUGAUUCCAACCAGAGACAUUCAAAUGACUUUUGGAAGGUGGAAAAAACAAAAAACAAUAUAACAGAGGAAGAAGAAGAAGAAACAAGACAGGAGGACUGGUAUAUGUACCAAAUUUGGAAGAUAUUUUACUAUUUGUUCUUCGAAACCAAUCUCAUCGAAAUAAACGAACGAAAGGAUUUUAAUCUUUGUUGGUAGUUUCCGUUUCAGUGUGCAGACAUAUCGAUUUCUUUUCCUCCCCCCUCUCUUUCUUUCUUUCUUUCGCACAUUUGAUUUGACGUCACGGCUGCAUGAUUCCAGGACUCAUGUUUUCCUCCGUUCGACACAAGUACAGAUAUUUAGUCUUUUUGGUACUGGAUGUGUUGUGAUUUCAACAGUGUGGGGACAUGAGAAAUACAAAAAAAAAUAUCUAUCUUUUUCUUGUUCUUCGGUUUUAGUUUUUAUGCUAUGGUGUAACUGUAAUCUCCCUUCCCCCCUCGUCCCCUGUUUGUCCCCCAAAUGAGAGGUACAUUAACAACAACUAAACAGGCGUGUACAUCUACAGGAAAUGCAUCCGUUGCCCUUAAAAUGACAGAUUUUGUUUUAGGUUUGCAUCAGCAUUUAAUUGGAUUAUUUACUCAAAUCAUUUUCAAACACUCGAUGUUAAAACUAAAAUUUAAGCAUGUUUUUGUUGGUAAAUCCAAAACCUGAAGCAAGUCUGUUGCAUAAAAAAAGGUCAUUUUUGGGAUUCCCUGCACUACCAUGUAAUGAGAUGAUGUUCAUUUGCAGUAAUGACCUGCAUGAGGACAGUCUUUACUAAUGUGCUUUUGGUUUAGCUUUCAAUGCCUCGACCAGCGAGGGGGGGGAAAAAAAAAUCUCUGUAUCUGUAUCGUGAUAGAGGCUCUGAAUCUGUUUUUAGGACAUCACGUUGCAUUUUAAAACGAGGGUGUCAUAUUUCGAUGUUUAAAACUGAUCAACCCCCCCCAUUUGAACACUAUUUAUUACAGCCUACGACAACAGACGGGUGUUUGAGUUCGCUCUCUUUUCCCUGUACUCGUCCCAGCGUCUGCCUGCCCACAGCGACCUUCAGUUCCUCGGUGUCAUUUCUAAUCAUUAUUCUUACUGCAUCUGUGUCUCCUGGACUUUUUGUACUCUUUUAAAACUUUUGUAAUUCAUAUUUCUUUGUAGCUAUAAAAAAAGAGUAAAGAAAUAAGCAAAAAAAAAAGAAAAAAAAAAAGGAAAAAGAAAACCCCAACAAAC
Molecule: messenger RNA, 3423 nt
Organism: Labeo rohita (rohu)
Lineage: Eukaryota; Metazoa; Chordata; Actinopteri; Cypriniformes; Cyprinidae
Gene: tbl1xr1a
Product: TBL1X/Y related 1a
Exons: 17
Coding region: 486-2027 (513 amino acids)
Biological process (GO): regulation of transcription by RNA polymerase II
Cellular component (GO): histone deacetylase complex
Molecular function (GO): transcription corepressor activity; protein binding
Source: RefSeq, a predicted model, not a curated record